Parastagonospora nodorum SN15 is the source of this 99-nucleotide messenger RNA. RefSeq lists its product as hypothetical. The record is from RefSeq and is a predicted model, not a curated record. NCBI's taxonomy places the organism in Eukaryota, Fungi, Ascomycota, Dothideomycetes, Pleosporales, Phaeosphaeriaceae. The transcript is spliced from 2 exons. Bases 1 to 99 code for a protein of 32 amino acids.
AUGGCGCAGAGGUCGGAGCGAAAGGCGAGGGCCAUUGACGACCCCGGACCCUCGUUCUGCAGGAACGGGCAAGCCACACCAGGGAUUUGGGCGACGUGA